CAUCCCAAUGGAACCAGUAAACGCUUGGGGAAACUCCUCCCUCGUGAGCGUGGACCCCGAAAUCCACGACCUCAUCGAGAAGGAGAAGCGCCGCCAAUGUCGAGGAAUCGAGCUCAUUGCCUCCGAAAACUUCACCUCCUUCGCCGUCAUUGAGGCCCUCGGCAGCGCCUUGACCAACAAGUACUCCGAGGGCAUGCCCGGCAACCGCUAUUACGGCGGCAACGAGUUCAUCGACGAGAUCGAGAACCUGUGCCGCUCACGUGCCCUUCAGGCCUUCCACCUCGACGCCACCAAAUGGGGCGUCAACGUCCAGCCCUACUCCGGUUCUCCUGCCAACUUCGCCGCCUACACCGCCGUCCUCAAUCCCCACGACCGCAUCAUGGGGUUGGACCUUCCCUCUGGCGGUCACCUGACCCACGGGUACUACACUUCCGGCGGGAAGAAGAUCUCGGCCACCUCGAUAUACUUCGAGAGUCUGCCUUACAAGGUCAGUUCCUCAACUGGGUUCAUCGAUUACGACAAGUUGGAGGAGAAGGCCUUGGAUUUCAGGCCACGUUUGAUCAUUUGCGGCGGCAGUGCCUACCCCAGAGACUGGGAUUACGCACGGUUCCGGGCCAUCGCGGAUAAGUGCGGUGCCCUUUUGCUCUGUGACAUGGCUCACAUUAGUGGCCUUGUUGCUGCUCAGGAAGCUGCAAAUCCCUUUGAGUACUGUGACAUUGUCACAACCACAACCCACAAGAGCUUGAGGGGUCCUAGGGCUGGUAUGAUCUUCUACAGGAAGGGACCAAAACCACCCAAGAAGGGCCAGCCCGAGGAUGCAGUUUACGACUUUGAAGACAAGAUCAACUUUGCUGUUUUCCCCUCCCUUCAGGGUGGUCCUCACAAUCACCAGAUUGGUGCCCUAGCUGUUGCUCUUAAGCAGGCCAUGACACCUGGGUUUAAGGCCUAUGCCAAACAAGUCAAGGCCAACGCUGUUGCCCUUGGAAACUACUUGAUGAGCAAGGAUUACAAGCUUGUUACAGGAGGAACAGAGAACCACCUUGUUCUGUGGGAUCUCAGGCCUCUUGGUUUGACCGGCAACAAGGUUGAGAAGCUUUGUGACCUGUGCAACAUUACUGUGAACAAGAAUGCUGUUUUUGGCGACAGCAGUGCCUUGGCUCCUGGAGGAGUAAGAAUUGGUGCCCCGGCCAUGACAUCAAGAGGUUUGGUUGAGAAGGAUUUUGAGAAGAUAGGGGAGUUUCUUCACAGGGCUGUAGCUCUCACCUUGAAAAUCCAGAAGGAGCACGGAAAACUACUCAAGGACUUCAACAAGGGUCUGGUGAACAACAAGGACAUUGAAGAACUCAAGGUUGAUGUUGAGAAGUUCUCCUCCUCAUUUGACAUGCCCGGCUUCUCCUUGGCCGAUAUGAAGUACAAGGAUUAAUCGUAGAUUAGCUGUCGAUUUUUAUGUUUUCCCCCAAUAUCCUUUUUAAAAUUGUCGAGAUGGCGCGUGCUGCCGAGUUUGAGAUGAAAUCCCGUCGGUAACUAGAUGUGUUGGGUUUGUGUUUUCGCUUGUUCAUCAACAAAUAAACAAAGAAAUCUUCAAUUAUUAAAUAUUGGAAAGCGAAAGAUACGAGUUGAUAA
Molecule: messenger RNA, 1623 nt
Organism: Pyrus x bretschneideri (Chinese white pear)
Lineage: Eukaryota; Viridiplantae; Streptophyta; Magnoliopsida; Rosales; Rosaceae
Product: serine hydroxymethyltransferase 4-like
Exons: 4
Coding region: 8-1423 (471 amino acids)
Biological process (GO): L-serine catabolic process; tetrahydrofolate interconversion; folic acid metabolic process
Cellular component (GO): cytoplasm
Molecular function (GO): cobalt ion binding; pyridoxal phosphate binding; glycine hydroxymethyltransferase activity
Source: RefSeq, a predicted model, not a curated record